UUCCGUGUACAUUCGUCCGAGGACUACAAGCAAUGGCUGGCUUCCUCUCCCCAGACGAGGCGGCCCAGAGCCAUGCCGACCUGGUCCGGAUCCCGAGCAUCGUCUUCUUCGCCGUCACGCCCAUCUUCGUCUUUAUCAGAUUCUGGAAUCGUAUUUCGAGGAGAACAGGGCUUGGCUGGGACGAUGGCACCAUUGCCGUGUCUUUUGUCUGUACCCUCUUGGUGCAAAUCUUCAUGAUGAUUUCUUGCAACUAUGGCUUUGGCAAACACAUUGCAUCGUUGUCAGUCAGUGACAAGCUAGCAGCCCUCAAGUGGUUCUACGUGGCACAAAUCUUCUACAAGCUGACCAUCAACCUGACGAAAAUGUCAAUUGUACUCUUGUAUCUACGAAUCUUUGUCCAGAGGUGGUUUCGAAUUGCCUGCUACAUCCUGCUUGGCAUCGUCACGGCGUAUGCCAUUGCUAGCACGGCAACUUCCAUUUGGCAGUGCACCCCCAUCCGAGGAGCUUGGGACAAGUCCGUCAAGCCAACAUGCAUCAGCUUGACCAUGAACUGGUACGCUAAUGCCGGCUACUCUAUUGCCACGGACGUUUUGAUCUUGUUGCUGCCCAUGCAGCCCAUCUGGGCGAGCAAGCUGCCCCUUGCUCAAAAGAGAGCUCUGAUGGUUGUCUUUGCUCUUGGUAGUUUCGUCACUGUGACAUCCAUCAUGCGAGCCACCACUCUCAACUUUUCGACUACCAGUCCCGAUACGACUUUCGAUAUCACCUCCACUCUGUGGACCAUCAUCGAAGAGAACGUUGCCAUUAUCUGUGCCUGUCUACCCAUGUGUCGCAUGGUUCUGGCCUUCCUCUUCCCCAAGAUCUUC
Trichoderma reesei QM6a is the source of this 863-nucleotide messenger RNA. RefSeq names its product GPCR, PTH11-type. The annotation marks the transcript as partial. The record is from RefSeq and is a predicted model, not a curated record. The transcript has 5 exons. Lineage: Eukaryota; Fungi; Ascomycota; Sordariomycetes; Hypocreales; Hypocreaceae.